AUGAUGCAGAUGGGCAGCCUCGUCGUGGUUGCCAUGAGUCAGGGCUGUCCAUCCCUCCCUCUGCCGCCACGGUGCGACGUAUGGAGCGACGUCGGCGACGGCAGCUGCGCGGACACCUUCGAGUGGCCCAUCGGCGAGAAGACCCUCCACGAGUGUGGGGUGGAGUGCGCCCGGUACCGCAACUGCAAAGGCUUCGCGUGGAGCGAGGAGCAGGGCUGCAUUGUGCUCGGCGCCCUGGCGGAGGCCACGGGAGCCAGCCCCGGCUGGCAGCAGUACGAGAGGGUGCGCUCCGAGGGAGUGUACAUCCCGGUCCUGUCCUCCGCAGCCGUGACGGCGCUCGUCCGUGGCCGGGAGAGGUGUGCCAAGAAUUUCACCAGCGAGUGUGGCGGGGAGUGCGCUUGGGGCGAGGAUCUGUUCAUCGACCAGUGCCUGUGGAAGGUGCUGGGCAUGGAGCGGCGAGAUGCGCUCGACGUGCUCCUCGAGGAUCACUGCGACCCCCCGGACGGGUGGGACGAGUGCAGCAAGGAGGGCCAGGUCGCGUUCCACCCGUUCAAGAGCGUCGAGGCCUACCAGGCUUGCUCCGACCGGGCGCUGCGAAGCGACCUGCUGAGCCCGCGGGCGACGGCCAGUGCUGGAAACCUUUCACGCGCGUUCGCCUAAUUCACGUUUGCGGCGCGCACAUGGGGGUGUGGUGUCGUCGUUGAACGCCCUCACUCUUGAAGAAUAUUCAUUGUUGAUCCCCCCAGCAGUGCACAAUGUGUUUUUCAAUUGAAGUGCCCCCCCCUCGGGGCUCGAACCCAUUUUUACCACUGGAAGUCUUCGUUUUCCAAGUGCGCUGUUGGGUCCCGAGCUACAGCAGUCACG
Messenger RNA from Prorocentrum cordatum, 864 nucleotides. The record is from the annotation of a GenBank genome assembly. NCBI's taxonomy places the organism in Eukaryota, Dinophyceae, Prorocentrales, Prorocentraceae.